GUGUCCCCCACCUCUCACGCUCGCACCUCUCAGGGACACGGCAGUAUGAAGACGGUGGCCGCCCUCCUCCUGGUGGGGAUGCUCAUCCUCUGGGCAGAGCUGCCAACAGGCAGCGCCUGGUCCUGUCCCCCCGUCCGCUUCAUCUGCGCGAUGCACAACCCGCCGAACCAGUGCCUCGUCGACCGGCACUGCCCCCGCGGCAAGAAGUGCUGCCAGUCCUUCUGCGGGAGGAAGUGCCUCUCCAAGCCGCCGGCCAUCCCCGUCACCUACGUGUGAGCUCCAGCUCCCAGGAUAGACUGAGGGUCGUUUCAGCAUUCCUAUUCCACCUUGGCUCCAGGAUCACUCCGUGAUCGAGCUGCCGCACAGUGCUACGUGCCAUCCACUUCCCCUCUCCCGGUGCUUCCCCACCGCUCUUUGAACAAAUAAAAGAGGCUUUUCCCAGG
This is a messenger RNA of Corvus hawaiiensis (hawaiian crow), 443 nucleotides long. RefSeq names its product caltrin-like protein 2. The record is from RefSeq and is a predicted model, not a curated record. The transcript has 3 exons. Bases 46 to 276 code for a protein of 76 amino acids. NCBI's taxonomy places the organism in Eukaryota, Metazoa, Chordata, Aves, Passeriformes, Corvidae. Gene Ontology annotation, molecular function: peptidase inhibitor activity. Gene Ontology annotation, cellular component: extracellular region.